This is a messenger RNA of Physella acuta, 1110 nucleotides long. RefSeq names its product small integral membrane protein 8. Lineage: Eukaryota; Metazoa; Mollusca; Gastropoda; Physidae. The record is from RefSeq and is a predicted model, not a curated record.
CAUUUAAUUUUAGCUUAAUUAACUUACUAAAAACAAACAAUGAGUCAAGCAGACCACACAGAUGUACAAGGUCAGAGUAAAAUGUCAACUAAAGAAAAUUCAGCAACUGCUGUAGAUAAAUCAAUUAAAGAAAGAGUUCAACAAACUAAACCGACAACAACUGGAUGGGGUAGUCUACCGUCAACAUCAGUCUUUAGAGCUGUCAAUUUUGAACUUUUUGUUAAACCAAAUAAACUCGUAAUGGCCUGUGGAGUAUUGGCUUUUUCCAGUUGUGUAGCUUACAUAGCUUAUAUGAACUUGACAGAUGACAAUAAAAAGGGAACAUACGUAACCCUGGAUUCAGAUGGAGGAUUAACUGUUCGACAAAAAACAUCUCGCUGGAAUUAGUUAAUGUUGUUCUAACUAUUCUGUUACUCAAUUUAAAUUGAACAAAGGCUUUCACUAAAUUAUCUGACAUGAAUAAAAAUAUGAUAAAUUAGAUUUGGUACUAUAAAUUGCAGCAAAAUACACUAUUGUCACUUAAUUAAAAUUACACAUUCUGAAUCAAAGCAGCUGUACAUGCAGUUCAUUUAGUAUUUUAUACAUAAUUUCCAAAUAUUUAUCAAUCUUUAUAAGUGUAGGGCAAUUUUUGUAAGUUCUUUUUAAUACUUAGUUAAUACUUUAUGUAUAGCUGACAACUACUGUUUUUGUAAUUCUAGCCAUCAAAACUUUCCAGAAGAAUCCUAUUUGUUUUAUAAUUUAAUGAUAUACUAAAUUGUUUGGCAGUUUUCUUUUUCAAGAAACAUGUUUUAAUAUGUAGAUGAAUUGUGAUAUGUAUUUAGUAGUUAUGUAUAUAAUAAUAGUAGUACAACAAUCUUGAUAAUAUAUUAUAAUAAAUAUGAGAUGUUAAAAUAUCUUCUUUCUUGAUCACUUGGUUCUUUAAUUUAUUAGAAAAAAUAGUGCAUCAAAAAUUACAACACUUUCCUGGAACACAUAAAUUGAGUUUCAGGGGAAAGAGUAAGAAUAAUUUGCUGAGUGGGAUUGGGAUGCAGUCCAUGGACUCAGUGGACUAAUCUACCAGCUAGUCCUCUAAGAGUUAGAGACUCAAGUCAAAUAAAACAAAAUGCCAAG